Molecule: messenger RNA, 529 nt
Organism: Rotaria sordida
Lineage: Eukaryota; Metazoa; Rotifera; Eurotatoria; Philodinida; Philodinidae
Source: the annotation of a GenBank genome assembly
AUGGCUUCAACAACGUUGUAUCAUCUCGAUCAACGAGUAUCCAUUGCUGGCAAGGGUGUAGGAACUAUUGCAUUUAUUGGAAAAACAGAAUUUGCUUAUGGUGAAUGGAUUGGCGUUAUUCUUGAUGAACCAAAAGGAAAAAAUAAUGGAACUGUACAAAAGAAAGAUGGAACACUUGUACGAUAUUUUACAUGUAAUGAUAAUCAUGGUCUAUAUGUACGACCUGGACAAAUUGAAUCUGUAAUUAUUGAUUUCCAAUCCAAUCUAACUCGAUCAUCUUCAAAUCAUUCAAUAAAAUCUGAAGGUAGUACAGGAAGUAUUCCACCACCAUCAACUUCAACAAUUACAAAAACAAGUGCUGUACCAACAAAACAAAGAGGACUUCGUGCACCAGCACCGGGUACAACCACUAAACUUCCAGGAUCUGAUGGUGAUAUUGAUCAAACAGGUAGUAAAAGCAUAUGUAGUUUUAUUUUUUGUUUUUUGUCGGUAACCACAUAAUGAUACAAAUGAAAAUAUUAGAAUUUUU